AUAUAUGAAGAAGUGGCAAUUUGUGUAAUAUGAUAGAAAAAAGAGGGACAUUUUAAGCAAAGAAAUAAACCGUUAAAUUUGCUGGGAAGAUUGAAGAAGAAAUAGACGUGAACAAAAAAACUGUUAACAGAUCAUACAGGAGAGCAUAGUCCUCCAUUUCUUGGCUGUGUUUUGCUCCGUUUCUUCCUCCUUUUCCCAUCUCCCAAACAGAUUACAAACAAUUAAAAUCAUCCAGAGUUCUUAAAUCUCUCUCUUCAUAAUCAUGCACCAAAACCAUUUCUGAUCUGUUUCCUCAACCAAAAAGAUCAAAUAAUAUUCAGUAUCAACAAUGGUUCGUGUGAGCAACAUUGUGUUAGGAAUCUUUAACGUUAUUAUAUUGAUCAUGGGCCUGGCAGCCAUCGGCACAGGCUUCUUUUUCUACCUGGGAAGCAAUUCUAAAUGUGAGAAAGGGGUAGAAAACCAGUUAAUGAUAAUGGGUGCAGCUUUGUUUGUGGUUUCAUUGCUAGGGUUGAUUGGUUCUUGCUAUAGGAUCAACUUUCUUUUGAUCCUUUACUUGGUUGUGAUGUUCCUUCUCAUCUUGGGAUUCAUGGCUUUCACCAUUUUCGCCAUCACUGUUACCAAUGAAACUUCUGCUAAGAUGCUUUCGCAUACCAAGAUCAUGAAUUUCAGGACAUGGAUAAGGGACCAUUUUGUCAAUGACAAGAACUGGAAUCAGAUCAGGAACUGUUUGAUCGAUGCCAGGGUCUGCAAGACUCUUGGAAAUGAUGUUGAACAAGAUGUCGCCCGUUUUUACAAGAAGAAUCUGUCUCCUAUACAGUCUGGGUGUUGCAAGCCACCAACUGAAUGUGGAUUUACAUAUAAGAAUGCAACAUUCUGGAUCAAGCCAAUGGCAGGGCCAGCAGUGGCAAAUAGUGACUGCACAACAUGGAGCAACGAGCAGAAGACCCUUUGCUACAACUGCGAGUCAUGUAAGGCUGGGAUGGUUGACAACAUCAGGCAUAAGUGGAAACAAUUGGCCAUAUUCAAUGUUUGUAUCACUAUUAUCCUCAUCGUUUUCUAUUCCAUUGGUUGCUGUGCUAGGAAGAACAAUUCUACUAAGAAAGUUCAUGGCAAAUUUAAAGGAUAUAGAGCUUACCCUUGACAUCCUACUAUAAAAUGUCGUUUUAGGCUUUCUUUUUUUAUUAUUUUUCAUUUUUUUAACAAAAUUUGAACGAUUGAUUCUUGUGUUAUUGUUAUUAGUGUGAUUUAUUGUUUUUUAUUGUUAUUUUUUUUUUCUAUUAGCUUUAUUUUCACAACGAGA
Hevea brasiliensis (rubber tree) is the source of this 1300-nucleotide messenger RNA. RefSeq names its product tetraspanin-11. The record is from RefSeq and is a predicted model, not a curated record. NCBI's taxonomy places the organism in Eukaryota, Viridiplantae, Streptophyta, Magnoliopsida, Malpighiales, Euphorbiaceae. Gene Ontology annotation, biological process: auxin-activated signaling pathway. The transcript has 2 exons. The coding region runs from base 329 to 1141 and encodes 270 amino acids. Gene Ontology annotation, cellular component: plasmodesma; plasma membrane.